Molecule: messenger RNA, 2454 nt
Organism: Geodia barretti
Lineage: Eukaryota; Metazoa; Porifera; Demospongiae; Tetractinellida; Geodiidae
Source: the annotation of a GenBank genome assembly
CCCCGUCUCUUUUCUUCUCCCCAUCCUUCUCUCUCUUCCCCCUUCCUCUUUCCUCCCCCUUUCUUUCCCUCUAACACAGUUGAUAUUUGUCCAUUCUACUGAGUCCAAACUAUCCUACUCCAACGACCAAGGAGCACAACGUGUCUCACAGUAAUCUCACCCCUCCGACCCUCGUUACUAACCACUGUUGUCUACCAUCCUACUAGAGAGGCUGGAUGCUAAUGAGAGAUGCAACUAGAAACACACUGUACUUGAUAGAGGACUAUGGCAAGACACUGAAAGAAGUCCAAGAAAACGUUCACUUCUACCAGUGGGGUGAUGCAGCCUGGGAUGAUGAUGAUAGGAGGGUCUAUUUCACAACCGCGGACCCUAAUCCAAAUUCUGACAUUGAGGAUGAAACAGUCAACCUCUUCGUAUCUGACUACCCGUACACCGGGGGAUCUAACGAGUUUGAUAAAAACCUCGGAGACCACGAUGGGUUCUUGUUGGUCGGUCGCUACAUAUUUGCUCAGCGGACAGACGACGGAGUGAUUGGUCUGCAUGUGAGCGACAGACGCAAGCCGUUUAAGAGGGCCAUGAUACCAGUACCUGAUGAACAUCGCAACUACCUAGUGAUCCGUAUCAACGACGUGCAAGCUCUAGUGAUAGUGGAGCACGCGGGAGGUUUCUACAAUCUCUACCUGUCAGAUGAGUCCGGAGUCUACUACAGUCUCUCUCUACGAGACCUUGUCAUUGACAGCGACUACAACAUUGAUCUGGAGCUGAUUGAGGGUCUCAAUGGGACACUGGUAGCCAACCAGUACACGAGAGAAGACACGUCAGACCUGGCCUCUUCCAUUAGAACGGUCAUCUCACUGGACAAUGGCGGAUUCUGGGAAGGCUUACUGCUUCCUGACGAGGACAUAAAUGGAGACACAAUAAACUGUGAGCCUCCAAACUGCUCCCUCCACCUCCAUAUGGACUUCACCAACUACGCCAGAUUGGGAGUCUACUCCACCGAGUCUGCCCUUGGGAUUAUUGUGGCUCAUGGUACCAUUGGUAUUGAACUGAGUAUCAACCCAGAUCUGUUCAUCUCUCGCGAUGGCGGCGUUACGUGGGAGCAGACGCUCGCCGGGAGCUGGGGGGUUAACCUGGCAGAUCACGGAGGGUUAAUGGUGGCCGCCAAAGACUACCACCAGGAACAGUCCACGGUCCUCAAGUACAGCUGCAACGAGGGCUACAGCUGGAGGGAUUUCACUUUCAGCUCCACUGAUAUCACGAUCUAUGGUGUGGUCACGGAGCCAGGCCAGCACACUACCAUCAUAGUUUCCUACUGAGGCUCGUGGGAUAAUUCAAGUGGACCGUCAUUACACGUGGAUUUUGCUAACACUCUUCUCCCGCCAUGUGCGACGACCAAGACUACUAUCUGGAGACCUUGGGACGAGAGGACAGAGAGUCAGUGUCUUUUGGGGAGCUCCAUCACGAUCGAGAGACGAAAGCCUCAUAUCUGCUGUCUCAACGGACGCGACUAGGACCGGGAGUUUGACAACCACAUCUGUGACUGUGCCAGUGAGGACUACGAGUGGCCCCCUGCAGCAGUUGGCUCAUCUGCUACCCCGGGGCUGUGUAGUCGCUAUGCCGAUCCGAAACACAAAGGCAACGUCCUCUGGAAGAAAUUCAUCUCUGACAUUGAGCAAGUGCCCACAGAUGAAGUCCCAUUACCUCAUCCAGGAGCAGUAGACUUUUCUACCACCAUAGGAGAAGGUGAGGGUGAGGUAUUGGAGAAGGCACUACACAGGAUGAGCGAGAGAGUCCAACAGAGGAGGGUGCUCACCAAACCUUGCUUCCAGGACUUUGACAAGCACCACAAUGGAUAUGUGACAUGCAGUCAGUUUAGACAGUGUCUUUCCUAUCUUGGACUGAUAAAGAUAAAGCUUAUGGAAAUGAGAUGCAGUGUUAGGGAAAACGGUGACUCACGGAUUGUAUUCUCUCUGCCCUCAGCUGAGCUAUGCUGGCAGGAGAGUGGACAACGUCUACCAUUAUCCCACUGUGAGGAGAGAGAAAGGAGAGAGAGAGGAUAAAUAGCGGAGGUUAGGGAGAGACAGUUCUAACUACUACUCCUUGAGAAGCUCACUGUGCAUGGAGUGCUUCUGCAGUGACUCCCACCUGUGAGGAGGUACGCAAGCCUCACUAAGAUUCACACGCACACAGAAUGAGGGAAAGCUAGCACGCAGGAUCGUGCAUUCAUGUGCAUGCUACUUCAGCUUGUGUAUAUACGUACUACAUUCCCUGCAACCCACACACACACCAUUAUGCAGAAUAAUAAUGUGAAAUCUUGGACUUGUGGGGAAGACUUACGCGAAUUUCGACUGCUGGUUUCUCUUGGAUGCGGUUGAGAGGAGCCAGUUGAAACUGGUUGAAUACUGGUCAGUCAGGUCUCGCCCGCCGUCCGCCAUCACCAGACCCUUUGUCCGU